UCAUUUUGCACAAGUAUCCACACCAAAAUUCAAGCAAUUCCUUCCCAAUCCUAAUCCUCAAAACCCCAUCCUAAAUCCUCAAAACACACACACUCUGAGUCUCAUAGAGAGAGAUAUAUAUAUAUACGACUUUUACUUCCCAACUGUUUUUCUUUGCCUUCUUGAAACUCAACCUUAGGUUCCAAGCACAAAGCACUAAGGCCAAUUCAUUCUAGUACUCCAAAAACAGUACUUUGUUCUCUAAUAUUUUUCUUAUUCAAUAUUGCAUUAUUAACUUGAUGGACUAUUGCAUGAGAGAACUAGAACUAGAAGGAAAGCAAGCUCAUGAUCCUUUAUUCAUAGAGAAAAUGAAUAUCAAUUCAUCAUCAACAACCACUGAGAGAUGUGUGUGGGUUCCAGGGCCAGUGAUUGUAGGAGCAGGGCCUUCAGGUUUAGCAGCAGCAGCAUAUCUCAAAGAGAAAGGUGUCCCAAGUUUAAUACUAGAGAGAUCAAAUUGCAUAGCUUCUUUGUGGCAACUCAAAACCUAUGAUCGUCUUCAUCUUCACUUGCCAAAGCAAUUCUGUGAGCUUCCCUUGAUGGGGUUCCCUUGUGAUUUCCCAACAUACCCAACAAAGCAACAGUUCAUAGAGUACUUGGAAAGCUAUUCAGAGAGGUUUGAUAUUAGGCCUCGGUUCAAUGAGACUGUGAAGCAUGCUGAAUUUGAUGCCACUCUUGGCUUUUGGAGGGUGAAAAGUGUGAGCAAGUUGGAUAUCACGACGGAGUUUGUUUGCCGGUGGCUGAUCGUGGCCACAGGAGAGAAUGCAGAGGCGGUGGUUCCUCAGAUUGAAGGAAUGGUUGAGUUUGGUGGUCCUAUAAGGCACACAAGCUUUUACAAGAGUGGUGAGGAGUUUAGAGGGAAGAGAGUUUUGGUUGUUGGGUGUGGGAAUUCUGGCAUGGAAGUGUGCUUGGAUCUUUGCAACCAUAAUGCUACUCCUUCUCUUGUGGUUAGAGAUACUGUACACGUCCUACCACGAGAGAUGCUUGGAAAAUCCACUUUCGGGUUAUCCAUGUGGUUGCUCAAGUGGCUACCCAUUUGGCUUGUGGAUCGUUUUCUUCUCAUAGUGUCAUGGCUCAUGCUCGGUGACACUGCUCGAUUCGGAUUGGACCGUCCUCGUUCGGGUCCCCUUCAACUCAAAAACCUCUCUGGAAAGACACCAGUGCUAGAUGUGGGUACCCUUGCUAAGAUUAAAAGUGGACACGUUAAGGUACGUCCAAGCAUCAAGCGUCUAAAACGUUAUACAGUGGAGUUUGUUGAUGGAAGGACAGAGAAUUUUGAUGCUAUUAUAUUGGCAACUGGUUACAAAAGUAAUGUACCCUAUUGGCUAAAGGAAGGUGAUAUGUUCUCUAAGGAAGAUGGGUUCCCUAAGAAGCCAUUUCCAAAUGGAUGGAAGGGUGAAAAUGGGCUCUAUGCAGUGGGUUUUACAAAACGUGGACUACUUGGUGCAUCCAUGGAUGCAAAGAGAAUAGCUGAAGAUAUUGAAGGGUGUUGGAAAGCUGAGGCAAAGCAUAGUACUGCUUUUGCUCUCUCACUUUUGCCACAAUCAAAUUCAUGAUUAAUGCAUGAUUGGUUGAGUUUCGGUUUUGGCCAAAUUAGAGAUUAAAGUUUAAUUUAUUAUAUAUACAUGAAUGGAGAGUGAGGAAUUUUGUGGUGCCAUCACACAUGAGCACAAUGUUAGGACCCUCCAAUCCAUACAUGGAUAAGUGGAUAAAAAAGAAAAGGUAAGUGGUGGGAAAAUUCUUUUCCCAUUGUGGUGCCCUUCAUCUUAAUUUUCAUGGAUUUACCUUUCAGCGUGGCUUUGAGAAUGAUAUAUUGAAUUGAAGUUGAAGGAAAGAAGGUUGCUGGUUGUUUUUUUUUCUAGUGUUUGGGAGGAACCUUAUUUUUCUGUACAUGCAUCUUGUAUAGUGCAAUUUUUUCUUAUGUAGGCUUGACUUAAUUUCUAUAGAGCAAGUGAAACAAAGUGACAGAAAAAGAAGGUGAGGGUUGAGGAGGAUAUUUUCUAGAGCGAGUGUUUGGCAUCUGAUUUUGGUUUAACUAUUAUU
Molecule: messenger RNA, 2079 nt
Organism: Gastrolobium bilobum
Lineage: Eukaryota; Viridiplantae; Streptophyta; Magnoliopsida; Fabales; Fabaceae
Product: indole-3-pyruvate monooxygenase YUCCA6
Exons: 4
Coding region: 279-1592 (437 amino acids)
Biological process (GO): auxin biosynthetic process
Molecular function (GO): N,N-dimethylaniline monooxygenase activity; NADP binding; flavin adenine dinucleotide binding
Source: RefSeq, a predicted model, not a curated record